AUGUCCACGACCAGCCCCGUCUUUCUGAUCGUACCCACAAUUCAACAAUAUGGCUGGGGCAAAAUGGGAAAGUCUUCCAAAGUCGCUCAACUCGCCGAAUCGGCAGUGCCUGGUUUUGCACUGAGCCAGUCAAUUCCUUAUGCAGAGUUAUGGAUGGGCACGCAUGUCAAGUCUCCUUCAGGGGUUCCCGGUCUUGGUGUGACGCUGAGGGACUUCCUUGCCGGGCACCCGGAACUGAUGGGUGGUGUGUCCUCGGUGUUCGACACCACCGGCGGAAACCUUCCUUUCCUCUUGAAGGUACUCUCGAUUGGGAAGGCGUUGAGCAUUCAAGUGCAUCCAGACAAGAAAACAGCGGAGAAAUUGCAUGCUCAACAGCCUAGUGUCUACACCGACCCGAAUCAUAAACCUGAGAUAGCCAUUGCCUUGACGCCUUUCCACGGACUCUGUGGAUUUUCACCCGCUCCUGAAAUCAAGGCAUACCUUGCCGCUGUCCCAGAAUUCAGAGCUAUUGCUCCGGACGAAGUUGUGCGUCGUUUCGAAGGCGCUUCGGAGCAGGAUGAAAGGGCCGCUCUGAGGGACUUUUUCACUGGUAUCAUGACUGCCGACGCGGACCGGGUAAAAGAGGAGAUUUCAAAACUCGUCAGUCGCUACCUGGAGGGUCGAGAGACGGGAAUCGAGCACGGCGUCAGGGAUCUUGUUCUGGCUCUGAAUUCGCAACAUCCCGGUGAUGUCGGCAUUUUCUGUGCUUUUAUGCUCAACCUGGUCGAUUUGCAACCGGGGGAGGCAAUAUUCCUCGGCGCGGGAGAGCCGCAUGCCUAUGUUUCUGGAGACAUCAUAGAGUGCAUGGCGAAUUCGGAUAACGUGAUCAGGGCUGGUCUUACUCCCAAACCUAAGGACGUCCCAAAUCUCAUCGAGUCACUCACAUACAACGCUGCUAAGGCAGAUAGUCAUAUGGUCCAACCCAAGCCUCUCCCGGGAAGCACGUACACCACCGCUUAUAUUCCACCCGUACUUGAUUUCAGAGUGCUUGCCGUGAAAAUCCCAGAAAACGGUACCGAAAGACAUCCUAAUUUCGACAGUGCUUCAAUCGCAAUCAUCACUGGAGGAUCUGGCUCAGUCAUAUCGGAAAAUGAGGGUGGUGAUCUGGCGUUGUCUACGGGAAAUGCAGUGUUUAUUGGAGCGAACGUCAGCGUUUCGUUCAGAGCUGGGAAUGAGGGGAUGUCCGUUUAUCGCGCGUAUGCGGCUACUUGCUCGUAA
Pisolithus orientalis is the source of this 1257-nucleotide messenger RNA. Its product is annotated as RmlC-like cupin domain-containing protein. Gene Ontology annotation, biological process: GDP-mannose biosynthetic process; carbohydrate metabolic process. The record is from RefSeq and is a predicted model, not a curated record. NCBI's taxonomy places the organism in Eukaryota, Fungi, Basidiomycota, Agaricomycetes, Boletales, Pisolithaceae. Bases 1 to 1257 code for a protein of 418 amino acids. Gene Ontology annotation, cellular component: cytosol. The transcript is spliced from 4 exons. Gene Ontology annotation, molecular function: zinc ion binding; mannose-6-phosphate isomerase activity.